UACACGUUCCCAAACCUUGAGCCGAAUACUAGCAGUGUAUGUACUCCAAGAUUUCCUGGGGUGAAGUACCGACUGUCAAAGUUUCGGAAACCAAGGUGGAGCUGUCUCAAAUUACUGUUCUCUUCCCUACCUCACGCUUAUCCAGGUUACAAUCAUGACGGAGUUCUUUCCUCAAGAGCUCGUCGAUGCAAUAAUUGACGAGGUUCACGACUUCGCUGAUCUCAAAGCUUGCUCGCUCACCUGUCGCAAUUUCUCCUCACGUAGCCACUCCCUGCUCUUUCAAAAGCUCAACCUUAACGGGAAAUUCCAUCUCGAUGCGUUCCAGAGAUUCCACGACCUGUGUAUUGAAUCCUCACAUAUUCCUCCCCUUGUGCGGAUACUCUGCAUCCACGAGUAUUAUCGUGGCUCCGCUCUCAGUGAUCGACCCAAAUCCGACAUCGUCAACUCUCUUCUCAGAUUAAUGCAGAAUCUCGAGGUCAUCAAAUUUUACAAUGGCACUAGCUUCGUCGACUUCUGCGAUGGAUCUUUGGCGCGGUUCUCUUCUCACUCAUUCCGUGAAGUACAUCUUUAUGACAUCUUCUUUGUCAAGAAUAGGCUGGACCAGAUGUGUGCUAUGUUACAAGGGUCUCCAAAGUUGGAACGGCUAGUUGUGCAUCAUACUGGCCCGUAUGUGUUACCUAUGUUUGGAGGUGAUGAAACUAGCCAGUCGAGACUGGAACACAUACACGUUACGCGUCGUGGACCUCUUAUCCAAAACUUGAGUGUCAUGAGUAGACCUUCAUACAGGUGUCCUGCCUUCAUCGAAGCGAUACUGGAGACAAAAACCUGUCCUAUAUCUAUCAACGAACUGCAUCAGUUUGCAUUUAGUCUUAGCGACAUUAUCGACUUCCAGCAUCUUGACAAAAUGCUCGCCUUGACAUCAGACACGCUUCGUGUUCCGUCGCUGACAUUCAAUUGCCCAAACGCACUGCACUCUCAUCCACUGGACAGACUUUCUAUCGUCAGAAUGGGGCAUUUACGAAAGAUUACUUUCGUGAUCACACAUGGGCUCUAUGGGUUUUACUACCUGCGAUGGUGGAUCCAAAGUCUGAAGAGAGUGAUAGCUUCCGACGGAAAGCCAGCCUUGCGGAUAAUGGACAUCGAAUUAGGCCAUUCUUUCAGUUUGGUGCACCCCGCGUUGCACCCAGAGCGGAACAAGUUUGACAUGAUACUCGCCAGCCUGCCAUUCGACGACGCGUUUCAAAUGCUAACCAUAAAGGAGAAUCAAUGGGAUCAAGGUCGGUUGCCUUGGUCGUUGGACAACUUUCCAUGUGAGCCUUGGCAGAGCCUCGAAGUCAGGGCGGAGGAUCUUAAAACGCAGCUCCCCCGACUUGCAGCAAAGGGUAAACUUUUGGUCAAAGUCAUAUAGUGCAUACCACAGUCUUGUAUUUCGAGACAUUCGAAUGCUUAUUACGGGAUGUGCGAUGUAGAAAGUCGAUGCGAUGGCAAUUCUGCUUCUGCU
Desarmillaria tabescens is the source of this 1501-nucleotide messenger RNA. RefSeq lists its product as uncharacterized. The coding region runs from base 155 to 1408 and encodes 417 amino acids. The record is from RefSeq and is a predicted model, not a curated record. The transcript has 4 exons. Lineage: Eukaryota; Fungi; Basidiomycota; Agaricomycetes; Agaricales; Physalacriaceae.